CCACCGCCCCAACAUUUACAAAUUACUAUACAAAUUCUACAAACCAUCUUCCACAUUUUUCCACAUCACAACAAAACAAGGUAUUAGUAGCACGCUUGUGAGAGAGAGUAUCAUUAUCAUUAUCAUUAUAUAGUACUAGUCUGUGUUCCUUGUAAUAAAAAUGUCAAUGAACCAGUUGUCUGCAGAGCUGCAACCCCAUUGGUGGCCACACUGCACAAUGCCUGAUUCAAUUUCACCACCUCCAAAACCCUCCAUCAACCAUGGCGACGACGAAUCGGAGCGGCUGUUCGAGAAGCCGCUGACGCCGAGCGACGUCGGGAAGCUGAACCGGCUGGUCAUACCGAAGCAGCACGCGGAGAAGCACUUCCCCCUCAGCAGCGGCGCCGAGAGCGGCUUGCUGCUUGGCUUCGAGGACGAAUUGGGGAAAUCGUGGCGGUUUCGCUACUCCUACUGGAACAGCAGCCAGAGCUACGUCCUCACCAAGGGCUGGAGCCGCUUCGUCAAGGACAAGCGCCUCCACGCCGGCGACGUCGUCGUCUUCGCCCGCCACCGCCUCGACACCGGCCGCUUCUUCAUCGGCUGGCGCCGGAGGACCUCCGAUUCUCAGCCGCCCGCCCCUGGGUUAAGGAUCAUUUAUCCUGCUCCAAUCCAGCAACACAUUAAUUCUCUCCAUUUCCAAUCUCAUCAAGGUGGUGGAUUUCACGAGAAGCAGCAGACAUCGAAUGGGAAUUCCAAGACGCUGAGGCUGUUCGGAGUGAACUUGGAGUGCCAAACUCAGGAGGAAUCAGUCUCAUCACAAGGGAUUGGGUCGAUUGGGUCCAGCCAGGGUCAACAAUCUCCCUAUUAUUAUUCAAAUCAUAAUCACAUGCAGGUAUAUCGGCAAGGAUAAGAUCUCCAUGAUGUGACGUCGCCUCAUCAAUAUUUGGAAAUUGGAAAAGAAAAAAAAAAGAUCAACAUCCCAGAUUUUCUGGGUAUGUUAGAAAAGUGGUCUGAAAACUCCGAGGUGCAAAUCGAAAACUCAAAAUUGAGAAAGAAAAGAUGGAAAGAGACUAGAGAGAUGAGAAAUUGGAAUUGGAAUUGGAAUUGGAGGGGGUCCACUCCCACACACACUCUUAAAGUAAAUAUAUAUAGAGAAAAGGGGCAUGCAUUUGCAUUUUGCAAUCAAGGAAGUGAAGAUUGGAGCAGAUCAUGUGGGAAUUUAGUGAUUCUGGCUGGGGAUUUUUCAUCAUAACUUAGAAGUGGAUGGAUAUGGCCAUGUAGGUUGCAAACAUGGGGAGGGAAUUGACAUUUUUUGCCCUCUGCCAUAACUUGAUACCUUUGUUUUUGGAAAUUUCUGUAUUUUUCUCAGCAUGCAUGUCUAUAAUUAUUUACAUUAGACUAAAACAGAAUGGUAGAACUACAAUCUUUUGCCAUUAA
Salvia hispanica is the source of this 1416-nucleotide messenger RNA. Its product is annotated as B3 domain-containing protein At2g36080-like. The record is from RefSeq and is a predicted model, not a curated record. NCBI's taxonomy places the organism in Eukaryota, Viridiplantae, Streptophyta, Magnoliopsida, Lamiales, Lamiaceae. Gene Ontology annotation, molecular function: DNA binding; DNA-binding transcription factor activity.